UCUGAUUUUGUGAAGUACUGGUCGUCAUAUCAACGGCAUACCUCUGUAGAAUUUAAAUACACGCAAACUUCUCAAAGUCAUCAUAUCGAAGUUUCACUUGAGAGCUUGCUCUUUACAAUGGAACGCGUUCAAGGGAACCUUUUCUUUUGGAACGCGACCAUCGAGGCCACCAACCAAUGGGUGGUCCAUGAAUUUCAGAUCAUGUUUCAGCGCUUGACAUUCGUGUGGGUACUAUUUGUGACGAACAAGUUGCUAAACGACUUCAUCAUCAGGACCACUUUAUCCAAGCCAUUGGUGAUGAUAUCCAUCCUCGAUUAUGUCUUUGUCGACCUUCUCCACAUUGCCACGUACUCCUUGGCCUUGAUCUCAGUGACGACAUCGUUGAAGACACUUAAAGUGCCCAUUCCUCACGUGGUGGCCGUUCCAUUAUCGUGGUUACUAUUUAUGAGUAUCCUUAUGGUCUUCCUGUAUCUUACCUUUGGAGUCAUUAUCAGAUACGUCUUUAUUACAACUAAACGAAUUUACCUGGGUUCCAUAACGGAUGAAAGGCUCAGAUGGUUAACUCUCGGCACAGGAAUCGUCAUUGCCAUCAUCAUUUGCCUCUGCCUCAAUCUCUGGGGAGAACCAGCCUACUUCAGAUCUCAGACAGGAGGGAUAAACCUGUCCAAGCAUAAAGCUUUCAGUUAUGUUAUGAGUGCAUUGGCCUCUUUCAGCAUUGUCUUGAACAUCACGCUGAGCUUCUUGAUUCGUAAGAAGAAUAGUGAAGCCGAUGGAGCAAGUGUAACUUCUGCUACGUCAUCACAGGAAAUGCUAUCCAUGGGACUUUUAUGCUUGAUGGCUUUGUUCAUGCUCUCACUUGCUUUGACCAAUGUCAUUAACUUCAAGGAGCUACAAAAGGAUCGUGACGCGAGACUAAGGAUGCUCAUUGGAUCCUAUGCUCUUCCGUUCACCUGUUUUAUGACAAAAAAGCAACUGCGGCAAAAAGUACUAGCCAACUUGAAAAUUGACAAGGUUAGUGACAUCAUGAAGGGUCGUUGGUCAAGGAGCGGACAUUGACAUUGAAAAGUCUGCAAAAUAAAACUCUCAAGAUACACUCAUGGGCAGCUGAAAUGUCGCACUCUUUUUUAAUGGUUCCAGAUGCAGUUCGGGGUACAGAAAUGCCACUCUGAGAUUGUUUUGGUUCCCGUGAGAUUGCACUGUGUGAGCGAUGAGGAUUGAUUGUGCACACAUCUAGUUACGUGAUUCUCAACAUAAAGGGACUCUAGAGCUCUAGUU
Molecule: messenger RNA, 1275 nt
Organism: Tigriopus californicus
Lineage: Eukaryota; Metazoa; Arthropoda; Copepoda; Harpacticoida; Harpacticidae
Exons: 2
Coding region: 118-1056 (312 amino acids)
Source: RefSeq, a predicted model, not a curated record